AUGGGCUUCCAGAAGUUCUCUCUUUUCCUGGCUGUCAGCAUCCUGCUCCUGUACCAGACAGACAGCCUGGGUGCAGUGCCUUUCAGGUCAACCUUGGAGAACCGUCCAGACCUGGCCACCCUCAGUGAGGAGGAAGCACGCCUCCUGCUGGCUGCAGUGGUGCAGGACUACCUGCAGAUGAAGGCCAGGGAGCUGGAGCAGGAGGAGCAGGAGGCCGAGGACUCCAGCCUGGACAACCCCAGAUCCAAACGGUGUGGGAAUCUGAGUACCUGCAUGCUGGGCACGUACACACAGGACCUCAACAAGUUUCACACCUUCCCCCAAACUGCUAUUGGGGUUGGAGCACCUGGAAAGAAAAGGGAUGUGGCCAAGGACUUGCAGACAGAUCACCGCUCUCACGUUGGCAACUAAGCGCCCCCUCUCCUUUCUAAUGUCCUUUCUUGCUUUCUUCCUAUAACUUGAUGCAUGUGGUUCCUCUCUGGUUGCUCUUCGGGCUGUUACUGGUUGCUUUCCUGUGGCAGAGGAUGAUG
This is a messenger RNA of Nannospalax galili (Upper Galilee mountains blind mole rat), 530 nucleotides long. Its product is annotated as calcitonin gene-related peptide 1-like. The record is from RefSeq and is a predicted model, not a curated record. The transcript is spliced from 3 exons. Lineage: Eukaryota; Metazoa; Chordata; Mammalia; Rodentia; Spalacidae. The coding region runs from base 1 to 411 and encodes 136 amino acids. Gene Ontology annotation, cellular component: extracellular region. Gene Ontology annotation, molecular function: hormone activity; calcitonin receptor binding.